AUGUGUAAUAAGGAGUAUUACCCCACCGGUAUCGGGAUCGGAUAUUUUGUGCCCUGUCUUUCUUUCUUUCUUUUUUCUUUCUUGUUUCAUCCACUUUCCUUCUUUCUUUCUUUCUUUCUUUCUUUCUUUCUUUCUUCUUCUUUCAUCCACUUUCUUUCUGUUUUCGCCUUUUUUUCUUUUUGUCCUCUUUCUUUCUUUUUCGUCUUCUUUCUUUCUUUCGUUCCUGAUUCAUUCACUUUCUUUCGUUCUUUCUUGAUUCACCCAUUUUCUUUCUUUCUUUCUUUCUUUCUUUCUUUCCGUCUUUCUUUUUUCGCCUUCUUUCUUCCUUUCUUCCAUUGUUUGUUUGCUUGUUUCUUUCUUUCUUUCUUUCUUUCUUUCUUUGAUUCGUUCACUUUUUUCUUUAGUUCUUUCUUUCUUGAUUCACCCAUUUUCUUUCUUUCUUUCUUUCUUUCUUUCUUUCUAUCUAUUCGUCUAUCUCAUUCACUCUAUCUAUCUAUCUAUCUAUCUAUCUAUCUAUCUAUCUAUCUAUCUAUCUAUCUAUAUAUAUAUAUAUAUAUAUAUUCCUGGCUCAGUCUAUUCGUCUAUCUCAUUAUUCACUUUAUCUAUUUUAUUUGUCUAUCUCAUUCAUUUCAUUUAUCUAUCUAUCUAUCUAUCUAUCUAUCUAUCUAUGAAAAUAAACCAGGCUUUUUAAAUAACAUCCAUGUUAUUUUUGUAUUUCUUCCAUCUACUCUAUUCUCUCUGGCAUUGCUUACAUUCACAUCUAAUGUGGUCAGCUAUCUAUCUAUCUAUCUAUCUAUCUAUCUAUCUAUCUAUCUAUCUAUCUAUCUCAUUCUGUUCAGAUCUAUCUAUCUAUCUAUCUAUCUAUCUAUCUAUCUAUCUCAAUCUAUCUAUCUAUCUAUCUAUCUAUCUAUCUAUCUAUCUAUCUAUCUAUCUAUCUAUCCCUGUCUGUUCAUAUCUAUCUAUCUAUCUAUCUAUCUAUCUAUCUAUCUAUCUAUCUAUCUAUCUAUCUAUCUCCGUCUGUUCAUAUCUAUCUAUCUAUCUAUCUAUCUAUCUAUCUAUCUAUCUAUCUCUCUAUCUAUCUAUCUAAAUCUGUCUGUCUGUUUCUCUCUCUGUCUCUGUCUCUCUCUUUCUCUCUCUCUCUCUCUAUCUAUCUAUCUAUCUUUCUUUCUAUCUAUCUCUCAGUCUGUUCAAAUACAAAUAUAA
This is a messenger RNA of Acanthosepion pharaonis, 1203 nucleotides long. The record is from the annotation of a GenBank genome assembly. Lineage: Eukaryota; Metazoa; Mollusca; Cephalopoda; Sepiida; Sepiidae.